AUGCGCAGUCUGCGCGGACCUGCAGCGAGGCGGGGAGGGUCAGUGCUAGUGAGCGCACGGGGGUGGUGGGGGAACGGGGCGAGGGGGGCGGCGGAAAAGCUAGUGGAGCAGGUGGGGGAAGAGGCUCUGUUGUGGGGGCGAGGUGGACGGGAACGGGGGGACGGGGAGGGAGAGAAUGCGCGGAGAGGGGAUGGAGGGGGCGGGGAGCAGGCGAUGGCGGAAGAGGUGCUUGUGUGGGCGGUGCCGGGGCGAGCAGGUGGGGAUAGGCGCGGCAUGGGCGACGGGAGUGAUGGAGUUGGCAGGCCGGAGGAGAGGAGACGGCAGCAGGCCAAGGCGAGCAGAGACUGGCGCAGCAGGGGGAAGAGCAGCGGGGCAGGCAGCAGUGCGCGGGGCAGCACAGGGGGAGGCACGGGGGAAGGCAUAGGGGGAGGCAGCAGCGAGGAGAUGCUGGUGCCAUCGGCGGCAGUGCUGCUGCUGCAGGGGCUGACGGCGGAGGCGAGAUGGCGGCUGGUGGACCAAUGCACUCACGCCCUGGUUGAGCAGGCCGGUGCGAUCGACAGCAAGGCUCGCCAGCUGUCACAACAGGACUGGUCCACGUAUUGCACGGACGUGAUUGGCCGGGCAGUGCUGACGUCAGCGAGCCAGUGGCAGCAGCAAGUAGUGGGUGGCAGCGGGCGGAGAAGAGGAGAGCGACUAGUGGGCGAGGUGGCAGCAGGGGCGAGUGGUUGGGGCCCGCAGGGUGGCGUUGGUGAUGAAGUGGGGGGAAGUGCUGGCGAGCAGGAGGGGUUGAGAGGAGGCGGUAGGGAGGCAGAAGGGGUUGCAGUGGGGGAGUGGGCGGGGAGGGAGUCGUGGGUGCGAGGGGAGGCGGUGAGGGGGGCCGUGGAGGAUGGCAGGUGGGCGCUCCACUGCCACCUGCUGCCCCACCUCCGAUUUAACCAGCACGACGACAGCGGGUCUGACAGUUGCAUAGCGCAGGUGGUGCUGGACGACCUGGUGGUGGAGAUGGCAGAGGCGGCGCUGCUAGCCGUGAUAGACGCGGCCAGCACACGGGAGAGCCGCCACUGGAUGGGGCUCUCCCUGCCUGCCCUUGACUCGCUUGACUCGCUUGACUUGUUGGAGGGGGGCUACAGCGGUGGCAUCAGGGGGACGGGAACGGUGGGGUUGAGAGAGUCGCAAGGGGGGAUUGGAGGGUGGGAGGUGGACGGGGAGGGGUUGAGUGUUGUUGGACAGGGCAGGGGAGGCAGCAGCAGCAGCAGGGGGGGAGUGAGCAUGGGUGAUGUGCUAUCCGUGUUCCGGGAGGAGUACCGGUCCUCUCGACGAUUCGACAAGUUCAGGAAUGAGGUGGCGCUGCGCAAGUGGCUGCGCCGCAACAUCACAUCGGUGGUGGCCAUCUUUGAGGACCGCUUCCUCCUCUGGGGGCUGCGCCGCUCCUCCCCGCUGCCCUUGCCUCUUGCUGCCCUUGCCUCUUGCCUCUUGUCACAGCAGCAGCAGCAGCAGCAGCAGCAGCAGCAGCAGCAGCAGCAGCAGCAGCAGCAGCAGCAGCAGCAGCAGCAGGCACAUCAGCUGCCCCCCGUGUGGUUCCCCAGUGACUUCAGCAGCGCCCACAAUGCCACCACAGCAAGGAGCCCUCUGGCCUGGCUGCAGGGGCUGCUGAGACGAGGCAGGCCGAGCAGUGCUGGUGCUGUGAACACUGAUGAUUCAGGCAUGGGUGCAGCUGUGGAGGUGGCUGGGGGUGGGGUGGGUGAGGAGGAGGGGAUGGGGCCAGCGAAUGACACGUGGCAAUGGUGGCAGAGGAAAAGGAAGCAGCGGCAGCAGGGGCAGCAGGGGAGGGUGGGUGGGCCGGUGGGUCUGGUGCGGCGCAGUGUGGUGGGCAGCAGACGAGGGGAGCUGCGACAGCUGAGAGGAUGGAAGCUGCUGGUGGUGGUGGCAUUGGAGCUAUCGGAUCUGCUCAUUCCGCUCUUCAAGGCGGCCAUCACAGCAGCAGGCAGGGCCGUCUCCUUCCUGCUCGUGGCUCUCAUCGGCCGCUCGCUGGGCCUUGUGUACCGCGGCAUCAUGCAGAGCUGGGGGCAGGCGCUCUAG
Messenger RNA from Closterium sp. Yama58-4, 2079 nucleotides. NCBI's taxonomy places the organism in Eukaryota, Viridiplantae, Streptophyta, Zygnematophyceae, Desmidiales, Closteriaceae. The record is from the annotation of a GenBank genome assembly.